Messenger RNA from Ornithodoros turicata, 1480 nucleotides. Its product is annotated as guanine nucleotide-binding protein subunit beta-2-like. The transcript has 9 exons. Gene Ontology annotation, cellular component: heterotrimeric G-protein complex; cytoplasm. Gene Ontology annotation, molecular function: signaling receptor complex adaptor activity; protein binding. NCBI's taxonomy places the organism in Eukaryota, Metazoa, Arthropoda, Arachnida, Ixodida, Argasidae. The coding region runs from base 401 to 1426 and encodes 341 amino acids. The record is from RefSeq and is a predicted model, not a curated record. Gene Ontology annotation, biological process: G protein-coupled receptor signaling pathway.
GUAAAAGCGUGACAAGGAAUGCUGACGGUUCGGAGGCUUACUAAGCAAUGAUUCCAGCGCAGAUUAUGCAAAACAUAUUGGCGUAACUUGGCUUAAGAAAACAAACAGGAGGGUUCCUAAAUUUAAAUGAACUCGCAUUUCGUGCUGGAUUGAUGUUUGCAUGGUAGACUGUUUUGUUUGCUUUUCGAGCAGCCGGCGGGUGUUCGCGACGGCUUCACGGGGAAGCCGUCGUGCAGUGGCAGUCUAUAAUUGCAUUAAGAUGAAUCUCUUGGAACGGUGCACAGGCCUUGACGCAGUGAUACGCAAGAGUGAGUUCAGCUCCGUGCAACCCUGUGUGUGUGUGUGCGUGCAGAGGAGAUAGCAUUCGACAUCUCUGACUUGAAAAGACUGUUCGACCGCGAUGACAGCCCAGGACGAGGAAGCCGAGCUCAAGAAGGAACUCGAAGGCGUGCUGAAGAAAAUUAAGGAGGCUCAAGCAGCAGCAGCGGACACCAGCUUUGCGGAAGUAUGCAAGGAUUUGAAACGAGAGGCCAAAUUCCACAUGAAACAGCGCAGGGUCCUCAAGGGUCACAUCUCCAAGGUGACUUCUGCUCAUUUCUGCGGAGACAGCAAGAAAGCCGUAUCUGGUUCUUUGGACGGAAAGCUCAUCGUGUGGGAUGUGUUUUCAGGAAACAAGAUGCGUGUCAUUCCACUGCGUUCCAGCUGGGUCAUGUCUUGCGCCUACGCCGAAAACGGCAAUUACGUAGCCGUCGGCGGCAUGGACAACAUGUGCACAGUGUACGACCUCCACGGACCCAACGCUAAAGUUCGCAGGGAGUUGACGGGACUCGACGGUUACCUGUCCAGCGUCAGAUUCCUAAGCGACGCGAACGUAAUCACUGGUUCUGGCGACACCAAAGUAGUGCUAUGGGACAUCGACAGAGGUGCAAAGCUGACCACUUACGAGGGCCACGAGGGCGACGUCACCAGCCUCUCCAUGCACCCCGAGAAAUCCUGUUUCGUCACCGGAUCGGUUGAUAACACUGCACGGCUGUGGGACGUUCGGGAGAAAUCAUGCCGACAAGUAUUCAGGGACCACACAGGCGAUGUGAACUGCGUCUACUUCCACAGUGGUGGCAACGUGUUUAUCACUGCGUCCGAGGACAAAACGUGUCAGCUCUUCGACAUCCGCAGUGACCAGGUGCUGACUCAGUACCAGAACCAGAGAGAGUCGUGCGCUUUUACCUGUUGCGCUAUGUCCCUCUCGGGAAGGAUGGUGCUUGCAGGGUCCGACGACAACGACGUCCAUGUCUGGGACACACUUUCGACACGGAGGAUCGGCAACCUCAUGGGCCACGAAAGCAGAGUGACUGCCUUGACCAUCAGCCCAGACGGAGCUGCCAUUGUGUCCGGCUCCUGGGACAGUACUGUUCGUGCCUGGGGAUGAAGCAAGCACGAAGCCCCAUCACAGGUGCUCCAUUAAAGCAUUCCCCUCAACGCA